Messenger RNA from Stylonychia lemnae, 1611 nucleotides. NCBI's taxonomy places the organism in Eukaryota, Ciliophora, Spirotrichea, Sporadotrichida, Oxytrichidae. The record is from the annotation of a GenBank genome assembly.
AUGAUAAGAUCAUAACUUUCACAAUUUAUGCUAUGCCGGAGGAUCUUCCUGGUAAGAAUAAUUUUAUUAAAAAUUGUAGCUGGGAGAUAGCAAUAUCAUUCGAAAUUUGAACUAAUUAGAACUGACGAAACUGCAAAGGAGUUUAAGGAAAAUAUCAGAAAGAAAGUUGAGGUACUUAGACUGUAGGAAUUUAAACAGAGAUUUAAGCAUCCCAAUGCUGAUUUCCCAGAUAUUAGGACUAUUUCUAAUUAAAAUCUUGAUGAAGCAGAUGUAUUCUUUUUCAGAUAGAGAUUCAAUAGAACAUCAAACGGAGGAAACUAUAUUCCCGAAUUAAAGCCAAGCUGUGUCUGCAGAUGUUUCCUUAAUCCUGAUGAUGAGACUAUAAUGUGUGAAAAAUGUCAAGCCUUCAUGCAUCCUCAAUGUUUGAGAUAAAAUGCCGACAGAAGAUGCUUUGAAUGUAAAGAGGAAAUCCCUAUCAAAGCAAUUUACAAUCUCAAAAGAUCGGCUGUAGAUGGAGAUAUAGAUUCAAGUUCUGGAGCUAAUAAUCAGAUUGAAAACGAUGAGGAUCAUAGGUCAAUCAAAAGGCAAAAGCUGGACUCGCCUAAGAUUAAGGAACAACAGAUAAAUCAAUUUAAUCAAUCAGAGUAAAUUGAAACUCAAAAUUUAGAUUCUGAACUCUUGCUUCUUGGAGUUGAAGAAGCCAGAGAGAAGGGAAAUCUAGAUUAGAUAAAGAACUUUAAUAUGGAUGGAGACUAAGACCAAAUAUAUGAUUUCUGCACAAAGAUUGCGACUAAAAUUGAAAGUGGCAUGUGGGUUUGCUUUGAGGAAUCAGUGAGUAAAGACUACAGUAGCAAGUACAGAUAGCUUUAUACUGCUUUAAAAAAUGACGAAAACUUUGAAUUAAGAUUUUAGAUUUUGUCAGGAGAUAUAGAUCCAGUGAAGGUUACUGAACUCUCUAGUCAGUAGUUAGCACCAAAGAGUCUAUAAGAGAGGGUUGAAUUGCAGAAGAAAAAGUAUUUCGAAGAGUAAACAAUAGUAAAUGAUCCAAUUUAAUUGAUUGUAAAAUCCCACAAGGGAGAUGAAAUAAUGUAGCUAAACGUUGAAGAUAGAAGAGUCAUUCAUAAUGAAGAAAUUACAGGUUCUUUACAGCAGCUCUCUUCUUUAACAAUGAGAUAAGAUAUGUCAAAGAAAUCGGCAAACACAAUUGUAGAAUAGUAAGAAUUAAUAUAAAGUCAGCAGACUGAGCAUGAAGGGGGUGGAACAGUUCAUGAAGAUAAUGGAAGUUAAGAUGGUUGGAAUACUGAGAAAAAUUAGAAAAACACUGAGGAAAAUAAAAUAGAUAAAUCUGAUAAAUAAGAGAGACUCAAUAAGUAAACUUCAGGUCCUAUUUAAACUUAGAAAUACCCAGGACUGAAUAAUGAAGAUAGUGAAUUGAUUGAAGAUCUAGAUAGAUGGUCACUCAAUAAUCUCAAGCAAAAAUUCAUUGAUAGACUUAAUCACUUAAAAACUAAUCAUGCUACUAAAGAUGACUUAUUCGCCAAAAUCUAAGAGUUGGCAUAGAUUCAUGAGAAGAAGCAACAGGAGUUCACAGAGAAAUUGAAGUCAAACUGA